UUUUUCUGUGCAUUUGUGUGGUGUCUCCGACAGAUUUUCAUUCUAAUUGAAAUCAAUCAAUAAAAAGAGUUUUAUUGAGUCAUGGCUUGCCCAUUUUUUCGUCGGGCCGACUCUUUGCAACGACAAGCAUCUGUCGUUACAGAAACUCCAACUUGGACUCUAGAUGAAGAAGAUAUACCAGAUGAUGCUUUAACGUUAACGCAUCUACAAAUGGCAAUCCAACUACUCACAGCACCUUCGAAUGAAGAUCUCAACUCUGCUGUCAAUGCACUCGUAUCGAAAUAUAAAAAAAAUUGGCCAAAUAUUUCGAAGCUUAAAAUUGAUAUGGAGACCCUAAAGAGCAUACCAAACUAUGAUUAUUUAUCAGACAUACAAGAAAUAUUACUUGAAAUGGAUGAAUCUAGUGCCAGUGAAAUAUUGGUAUUACUCGGUGAAGAAUUAAUCUCAUCGUGCUGUACAGGCAUCAUAGAGCGUGCAUUUCGUUGUCUCGGUACCGAUUUGCAAGAGUUUCUUGGUUCUUUGGAUGGAGUGUAUGAUGUACUUAAGUUGCAAGAGGAAGAUGUGACCGACACUGGAUUUGUUUGUGCUGGCGAUGGUGAACUUAUAUUUACUUCUGAACGACCAGUCAUCGCUUGGUUAUUGUUGGGCUCUCUCAAAGCACUUACAAAAAUGCUCUAUAAUGUACAGGUUAAUAUCAAAAUCGAGCCAGUUGAAAGUGAUGCCCGGCGCUAUCGCUAUCUAUUCUCUACAGGCAGAGAAUCAUUGAAAUCAAACGAAUUAAUAAAAGCGGAACCACGUAAUAACUCGUCAAAUGCCGCAGAUAUGUCAAUGAAUUCAGGAACAUUUUGUAAAGCAUUUCCUUGGCAUUUCAUAAUGAAUGAAAACCUGGAACUGGUGCAACUAGGUACUGGAUUUAGUAAGUUAUACAAACCAUAUAUGGGAGACUAUGGUUGUUUAGCUGCUACUUAUUUUGAUUUUAAACGUCCAAAAGGCUUAACCAUGAAAUUCCGUGAUAUAGUCAGACGUACCUAUACUCCAUUUUUAAUUGCGCUUAAGAACCCUCCAAAUGUUAAGGAAUUUCCAGCAGAAGGUCUUGAAAUUAAAGGUCAAAUGGUACAUUGUCCAGAAUCGAAUUCUCUUCUGUUUAUUGGCUCACCUUUUCUUGAUGGUUUAGAAGGUUUGACUUGCAAUGGUCUCUUCAUAUCUGACAUACCAUUGCACGAUGCAACUCGCGAAGUAAUACUAGUUGGGGAGCAAGCUCGUGCUCAAGAUGGUUUACGUCGUCGUAUGGACAAGUUAAAGAGUUCGAUUGAAGAAGGAAAUGCUGCCGUUACUAAGGAGCGAAAGAAGAAUGUCAGUUUACUGCAUUUGAUUUUUCCAGCUGAAAUCGCCGAACGUUUGUGGCUCGGUGCCAGUAUUGAUGCCAAGACUUAUCCAGAUGUUACAAUAUUAUUUAGUGACAUUGUUGGUUUUACCAGUAUUUGCUCACGUGCUACUCCUUUUAUGGUUAUCAGCAUGUUGGAAUUGCUUUAUAAGGAUUUCGAUGAAUUUUGCGACCUUUUCGAUGUUUAUAAAGUAGAAACCAUUGGUGAUGCUUACUGUGUUGCCAGCGGUUUACAUCGCGCCUCUAUUUAUGAUGCGCAUAAAGUUGCAUGGAUGGCGCUCAAAAUGAUAGAGGCUUGCUCAAAACAUAUUACACAUGAUGGUGAGCAAAUAAAAAUGCGAAUUGGUUUACACACUGGGACUGUUCUAGCUGGUGUUGUUGGUCGUAAGAUGCCACGGUAUUGUUUAUUUGGACACAAUGUAACAAUUGCUAAUAAAUUUGAAUCUGGAAGUGAGGCUUGUAAAAUUAAUGUUAGCCCAACAACUAAAGAAUGGCUUAUUAAACAUCCAGGAUUUUCAUUUGACUUAACACCACGCGAUCCAACGUGUUUGCCGAAAGAGUUUCCAAAUACCGAUAAUGACACAUGUUAUUUUCUGGAUGGAUAUCGACACCCAGACCUUGAUGAAAAUUUACCUCUCGUUUCGCAUAUUAGUGCUGCUAUGAAAACUAUAUCUAACACAAAUUAAUUAGAAAUACUUUCACCUUAUUGGAUCUAUAACCUAUAAUUUAUUCUGAAGAUCAACUAUUAUCUGUUAAAUGUAUCUUAAUAUAUAUAUACGAGUAUUAUAUAAUAGAAUUAUUUAAAUAAGUAGUUCAUUUCACC
Teleopsis dalmanni is the source of this 2207-nucleotide messenger RNA. Its product is annotated as head-specific guanylate cyclase-like. Gene Ontology annotation, cellular component: guanylate cyclase complex, soluble. Lineage: Eukaryota; Metazoa; Arthropoda; Insecta; Diptera; Diopsidae. The transcript is spliced from 8 exons. Gene Ontology annotation, molecular function: guanylate cyclase activity; heme binding. Gene Ontology annotation, biological process: response to oxygen levels; cGMP biosynthetic process. Bases 82 to 2070 code for a protein of 662 amino acids. The record is from RefSeq and is a predicted model, not a curated record.